AUGAAACAGAAUGGAAAAAAAAUUACACGACGUACAUAUACUUAUAAUCUUUCUGAUGACAAAACAAUUGAUAAACCAAUUAAAGAACUCCUCAUCAACAAUGAAAAAAAUAAAGGACUAUAUGAAAACCCUAUCAUUAAAAUUGGAAAAGAUUAUAAAUGGACCAUCACUCAUAACAAAGAACAUCAACAUAUAAAUAUAAGGGCUCUAAACAAAAACAGCAACAGUAGUAGUGACUAUGAAUUAUCAUAUGAAGAAGAAUUCAUUCAAUGCAAGUUAUUUGAUGAUAGAUUGACCUUAAUAACAACAAAUUAUAUACAAAUUUUUGCUGUUGAUGAAAAAAAAAAUUUAAUAUAUGUUAGAUAUAUUAGAAGUCAUAAAUUGAGUAUAGAAGGUUUAAAAAAAAGCAUCAAGUCUAUUGAAAAAGAUUAUGAAGAGAUGAUUCAAUACUUGACAAAAGAUUUCUAUUAUCUCACCAAAUAUGGAGACAUGAGUUUAGAUGGAGCGUUAAAUGGAGGAAAUGAACAUUUUGUAGAAGGAAUGGUUGAAUCAUGUCUUGAAUG
Entrophospora sp. SA101 is the source of this 563-nucleotide messenger RNA. Lineage: Eukaryota; Fungi; Glomeromycota; Glomeromycetes; Entrophosporales; Entrophosporaceae. The record is from the annotation of a GenBank genome assembly.